This is a messenger RNA of Argiope bruennichi, 2743 nucleotides long. Its product is annotated as zinc finger protein 782-like. Bases 919 to 1857 code for a protein of 312 amino acids. The record is from RefSeq and is a predicted model, not a curated record. The transcript is spliced from 3 exons. Lineage: Eukaryota; Metazoa; Arthropoda; Arachnida; Araneae; Araneidae. Gene Ontology annotation, biological process: regulation of transcription by RNA polymerase II. Gene Ontology annotation, molecular function: RNA polymerase II cis-regulatory region sequence-specific DNA binding; DNA-binding transcription factor activity.
CACAACACAGACUGAUUACUAAACGCUACGCCUUUUUUCUGAGGGCGAAAUGUCAUUAAUAAAUGUUUAAACCCAAAUUUCAAGAGGAGCUAAGUACAAAGAAACAACAGAAUUUUAAUAAAGAGGAAAAGUCAAAUCAGAAAAGAUGAUAGCUAAACAGAAUAUUACUUAUUUUUAUUAAGUUUGAUUUCAUAUCUGCAUUGGAAGAAACCUGGAUGAUAGUAGAAUUUUGAAAUGUUUGCAGGCAACUAAAAGGACUACUAGGUCAUUAUAUCAUUCCAAAUCAAAGAAAAGAAAUGAUGAAAAUUUGAAGAUGAGAAGAAGAUUUAUAAAUCUAGUUAGCACUAUAUGACAUAUGUAAUGGAAUCCGUCACUAAGAAAUAGAAGCGAAUUAUUUAUCCAGGAGACUUUUAGAAAAUUUGUCAUUCUUCAAUUUUUCUCCCCUUCCUUAUUGUACAUAUGUAAAUAUUUCUAAAGGUGCACUCAAAAUUAUUUUUUUUUUUAUUUACGACUUAGAUAGUAAAGGAUAUUUUCUGCAUCUUUCAGGAAUCCAGUAUCACAAAAUAAAAUAACAAAAGAAUAAUUUUUCCAGCAGUUUUAAAAGAACUCAAAUAUUUUAUAAUUUUUAUUUAUUCACAUAUAUUUUGUUUAUUUCUACACACAUGUAUGAAAUACAUGUAUGAUAUUUUAUUUAUUUCUAUACACAUGUAUGAAGUCGAGAUUUUAUUCUUAGGGUUUGCAUUGCCAUGAAACAUUGAAAGAUUUAUCUUUGAUUGAUAAAAAAGACAGUAUUCAUAUGCUCUGUAUAAUUAUCAAGGGCUUUAAUUUCCAUUUCAAAGCUGACUGCCUGUUUGUGACUAAUAUCGAGUUUUUUCUAAUCGAAUUGAUUUUAAAAAUUAUUUUCUUCUCACUUAUAUCAUGGAGAAAUCAUUUGCAUGCGAUUUGUGUAAUCAAGUGUUUUCUCAGGAAAAAAAUUUGAAAAGGCAUUUACUAAUCCAUACGCAAGAGAAACCAUUUGUAUGUGAUGUAUGUAAUAAAACAUUUUCUCGGAAGUGCGCUUUAAAAAUACAUUCCUAUUUGCACACGAAAGAGAAAACUUUUGUAUGUGGUAUAUGUAAUAAGGCAUUUUCCCGACCGACCUAUUUAAAUAUACAUUUACAAACACAUACUGGAGAGAAACCAUUUGCAUGUGAUGUGUGUCAAAACGCAUUUUCUAACAAGUCCAGGUUAAAGAAACAUUUACUAACGCAUGCGAAACAGAAACCGUUUGAAUGUGAUGUUUGUAAUAAAGUUUUUGCUACGAAAUCAAAUUUAAAAUCACAUUUACGGACGCAUACGAACGAGAAGCCGUUUGCAUGUGACGUAUGUAAUAAAGCAUUUUCUGUCAAUUCAAGUCUAAGAGCACAUUUACGGAUUCAUACGAAAGAGAAACCAUACACUUGCGACGUAUGUUUUAGAGCAUAUGCUCAGCGUUCGGGUUUAAAAUUACAUUUACAGACGCAUUCGAACGAGAAACCAUUUUCAUGUGACGAGUGCAAUAUAACCUUUACUCAAAAAGGGAAUUUAAUGCGACAUGUACAGAGGAUGCAUACGAACGAGAAACCAUUUGCAUGUGAUGUAUGUAAUAAAGCAUUUUCUCUCUAUUCAAGUCUAAGAGCACAUUUACGGAUUCAUAUGAAAGAGAAACCAUACACAUGUGACGCAUGUUUUAAAACAUAUUCUCAGCGUUCAGCUCUAAAAUUACAUUUACAGACGCAUUUGAACGAAAAACCGUUUUUAUGUGACGAGUGUAAUAUAACCUUUACCCAAAAAGGGAAUUUAAUGCGACAUGUACAGAGGAUGCAUCAGAAAGAUUAAUUGUUUGCUUGUGACAUUUGCUUUUGUGCUUUUCCUUGAUUACAUGAUUUAAAAAGAUAUUUCCCUACACUACAGAUAUUUCCCUAUAUUUCGGUGGAAGAACCAUGUUCAUGUCCCAUAUGCAAUCCAGGUGUUUUCUUAGCACAAUUUCAAGAUAUAUUUAUAUAUUCAUACAAAAAAGAAACCGUAUGCAUAUGACUUGUGUAUUCAAGUUUCUUCUCGGAUGUCAAAUUUAAAAGCACAUGUUCGGUUUAUUCUUUUGGAAUGUGGACACACGUUUCAUUAUUUGUACAUAGUUUUAUUGAAAUGUAAAAUAUGUAUGCGGCUACAAAUUUAAAAUGUACGAAGACUUGUGCGUGAAUCAAGCAAUAAUUUGAAACUUUUUGGUGAUGUUUUUUUUUUAUUUUUUUUUUAUUUUAUUUUUUUUUUUUUUUUUUUGUGCUUUUUGCAACCUUUUGGGAAUAGAUAGUACUAAACCGAGAAUUAUAUUAGAUUGCGAUCGCUGGAUAUAUGCAAUUUGUGGCAUAUUACGAGUGAGAAAUUGGACCAGGAAUAACCAAAACGGUAAUGAUUGAUUAAAAUGCUCAAGCGGUAAAUGAAUCUUGUUCCUUCGUUUAGAAGACGAAUUUUCAUUUUUAAAAUGCGCUUAUUGCUACCAUAUUAUCGUUUAUAUUUAUAGGUAGUUGAAAUGAAACACAUUUCCGUUGCGUAAAGGACCUGAAGGACGAAGUGAACAAUAUUCGAAAAGAUGACUUUAUCAAUUUACAUAAUGACUGAAAAAAAAUUUACGUGCAUGAUUUUAUUGACAUUUCAUGUUUAAAAUUUCAUUGUUGGAAUUGUAUAUUUUGUAAAAAUAAAUCUAUUUUAUGUUGUUGAAUGUACAUAU